UUCCUAACUUACCUAUUGCGGAUUCAACUCCAUUGUUGAUAGCUUGUCUAUCAGCUGCAACCAAAAAAGUCUUGGCAAAACGAAAAAUCCCCCAAUGUAAAUGACCGACACAACUUACAUGUUUGUACCUCCGACUGUUUCAUCCCAUCGGCAAACGCUAGCUGUCUUUUUUAAGCCGGAUUGUUGUUUCUAAGUCUUCUUAACCUUCGCUUUCUUCCUUCCCUUCUUCACUUUCAAUGCUCAUAUCUUCUUCGCUUCUGUUGAUGGCCGCUGCUGCGGUCGUGGCUGCUCCAACUGAAGAUAUCACGCCCGAGAAGCGUAUCCUACGAGUCCCGUUCGAGAAAGUGGCUAGACCAAACGGUCAUCGACUGAUUAAAAGAGAUCCGUUUCAAACCUCGCUUUACAAUGACGAUGGUUCUCAGUAUCUUAUAAACGUAAAUAUCGGCACACCACCUCAAAGCUUUUCAGUGGCCUUAGAUACUGGCAGUGCUGACUUAUGGGUGCCUGGUACGAACUGCCCGAACAACAUUUGCCCAUACGCAAAGUUCGACCAAACCAAGUCGUCUACAUUCAACGCAACCAACCAACAGUUUGGUAUCGUUUAUGGCAGCGGCAGUGCUAACGGCACUUACGUUCAAGAUACAGUUAGCGUGGCCGGAGCCACUGUGUCCAAUCAACAGUUCGGCCUUGUUACGACGACAAAGGAUAUUCUGACCCAACAAGGUUCGCUAGGAGGUGGAAUUGGCUCCAGCCCCAGCGUGUCUCAGAAUAGCUCAACUGUCUCAGAUGGUAUCUUUGGUCUUGGCUAUCCACAGCUGACGGCAUCUACCAGCGAUGGUGGCAGUGUGUACAAUCCCUUUGUAUUCAACCUUGUGUCUCAAAAAGUCAUCUCGGAUCCAGUGUUUAGUAUCUACCUAAACAGUGCGUCAGCUACUGGUAAUUCCGGUGAAAUCAUCUUUGGAGGGGUUGACCAAUCAAAGUAUUCAGGUGACUUGGCCUACAUGCCCGUGGCUGGGCUGACAUCAGGCUCAAGCAAUCCAUUAGACACUAUCUUUGGCAAUUCAGGCAACUCUCAAGUAUAUGCCUACUGGAUGGUGUAUGGUCAGGGAUUCACUGUUACGAAUGGCAUCAGUACUCCAAAUAUCAGCAUGUCGAGCACUUUCCCGGUCAUUUUGGACACGGGUACCACUCUGACCUACUUGCCUGCUAAAGUCGCUCAACAAAUUGCCUUAUCGGUAGCCUCACAGAAUGACAUAGCCCUUGACUCUUCGGCUGGUGUCUACGUUAUUGGAUGUGAUGUGGCCAACUCCAAUGCUGAAAUCCAAAUCCAGUUUUCUACUUCGGACAAGCCUAGUUCAACACCUAUUACCUUCAAUGUCCCGGUUUCACAACUGGUCAUCCCUCUGGAUACCACCUCCGCCAGUACCGCUUCUCAGUGCAUUUUCGGUAUUGCCCCAUCUUCCACAGGCAGUCUCAGCACUAGUUCCAAUCUUUAUCUCGUUGGUGACUCCAUGCUCCGAAGUGCCUAUAUGGUCUUUGAUAUGGGUCAAAAUAGAGUCGGCUUGGCGGCCGCUAAUGGAGUAGGUGGCAGUGUCAACGGAAAUAGCGGAAGCUCUUCUUCUAGUUCAAGCGCUGCUAGUACGAUGUCAAGCCCAGUCGUAUCCUCCGUCAUUGUCGCUUCUGCUAUUUUGGCUUUCAUGUUCAUGUAAAUGACGUAUUUCGACCUAACCCAUACAUGAGCGACAUGUAGCAAGUUGCCAUUGUUAUAGCGGUGUGAUAUUAAUGUUCCAAUCACCACCCCUACCAAUCGCUCACCUCUUGCAUGUCUACAUACUUUUUUUUUCUUUCUGUUUUCUCACUUGAUACGUUUUCUCCGCUCAAGUGCUAGAUAUAAUUUAUCACUGUUGUACUUUAUUAGAACCGAAAAUUCACGUUCAAGAGAGUUUGUAUAAUAAACCUAUCAUAUCACCACAUCAUCGUG
Molecule: messenger RNA, 1981 nt
Organism: Umbelopsis ramanniana AG
Lineage: Eukaryota; Fungi; Mucoromycota; Umbelopsidomycetes; Umbelopsidales; Umbelopsidaceae
Exons: 2
Coding region: 237-1709 (490 amino acids)
Biological process (GO): proteolysis
Molecular function (GO): aspartic-type endopeptidase activity
Source: RefSeq, a predicted model, not a curated record